Xiphophorus maculatus (southern platyfish) is the source of this 954-nucleotide messenger RNA. Its product is annotated as heat shock protein 30-like. The record is from RefSeq and is a predicted model, not a curated record. Bases 75 to 689 code for a protein of 204 amino acids. NCBI's taxonomy places the organism in Eukaryota, Metazoa, Chordata, Actinopteri, Cyprinodontiformes, Poeciliidae. Gene Ontology annotation, biological process: protein refolding; response to heat. The transcript has a single exon. Gene Ontology annotation, molecular function: protein folding chaperone.
GAAAGAUACACUAGAAACACAGGAGUGAAAAGACGCCUGAAUAACAAGAAGACUCAAGACUAAACAGAAGAAAGAUGCUGUGCUCUCAUGGAUUCCCGUCUGCCCUCAGUCCAUUCAUGGACUUCUCCUGGCCUGUACGCAGUCUGUGGCCAGAGGUCAGACCUCUGUUCUACCAGCAGCAUGUCAUGCAGAGAGACCUACAGGAGCUGCGCAGCAGUAUGCAGAUGAUGGACAAACUUCAGCGCCAGAUCCUGGAGGACACAGAGCCUUUCAGGAACAGCGUGGCUCUGCAGCCAGUCUCCUACCAGCUGGACAAAGAGGGAGAGCACUUUGGCCUAACCCUGGACACUCAGGGCUUUUCUCCAGAAGAUCUGUCAGUCCGGCAGGUGGGCAGGAAGCUGAGAGUCAGCGGGAAGACGGAGAAGAAACAAGAGGAUGGGAAAGGCUCCUACUCUUACAGCCUGCAGGAGUUCAGACAGGAGUUUGAUCUGCCUGAAGGGGUGAACCAUGAAGACGUCAGCUGCCAUCUUUCUCCAGAUGGAAAACUCCACAUCCAGGCAGCCAAAAUUCCUUGUAUCGAGGGGACGGAGAGAGAGCUGACUAUCAAGAGGAGCUCAGAGGAGGAACCACAGCAGAGUGUUUGUUCACAGUCAGAAGACAGCAGAGCAGAAACACAGAACGGAUCAUAGAACAAACCUGAAAACAUGGACUCACAUACAUGUUGAUGUGCCAAUGGGAUGAUUUUAGAUUUCAUUGAUAAUACUCUUGUGUGGAUUAAUGUUGUUUUGGUACAUUACUGUAUUUGUUAACAGAAACAUUUGGAAAAUUAAAGAAUAAUAAACAGUUAGUGGUUCUGUUGGUGUACUUUGUCUUAGUAUAUCGUAACAGAAAUGACAUUCCAUCAUGUAGAAAAUAAAUGUACCAAUAAAUAAAACGUUUUCUCAAUGUUUGGGG